AGGCGAGGGCUGGGCUAAGAUGGCGGCGCCCGUCCUGCUGCGAGUGUCGGUGCCGCGCUGGGAGCGGGUGGCCCGCUACGCCGUCUGCCUGGCCGGCAUCGCCCUCUCGCUUUACGCCUGCCACCUGGAGCGCGAGAAGGGCCGCGACCUGGGCUACCGGGCCCUCUGCGACCUCAGCGAGCGCGUCCGCUGCUCCGCCGCCCUCGCCUCCAGAUGGGGCCGCGGCUUUGGCCUGCUGGGCUCCAUUUUCGGACGGGACAGUGCAAUCAACCAGCCCAACAGCGUCUUUGGACUCAUCUUCUAUGUACUACAGAUGUUACUGGGUAUGACUGUGAGCGCCGUCGCGGCGCUAGUCCUCAUGAUGUCCUCCAUAGUCUCUGUAAUCGGGUCUUUGUACCUGGCCUACAUUCUGUACUUUGUGCUGAAGGAAUUCUGCAUUAUCUGUGUCGUCACAUACUUGCUGAACUUCACUCUUUUUAUCAUCAACUACAAACGACUAGUUUACUUGAACGAGGCGUGGAAACGGCAUCUCCCGCCCAAGCAGGACUAACUCCCCGGUGAACUCUUGACAGACAGUCUGAAGACCUGACUGGAGCUUAUUUCAUGGUUUAAAACAAUACAUUAUUAUUAUUUUUUAUUCUCCAUAUCAGAUGCUUUCCCCUACUCCCCCGAGAAUCAUAACCGGUUUGAUUCCCGUUAACCGAAAGACGGGGCCCUGAAUGAAAUAACCCCUGUGUGAAUCCUGCAUUCAGUGAAGCUUCCCAGGACGUUCAGACCCAAUCAGAGGCGAGCUUUGACUCUGCUUGGAAAGAGUUCUUAGCUGCAAAUCCUUUGCUCCCGAAGAUUUAAGGUUGGUAACACUAGCUAGGAAGCCCUGCCUGGAUUCGGUUGGGAGGUCCAAAUGGGAGACACGAUCAUGAGAACCCUUCUAGACUUUAGAGGUACCAUGUGGGAAGAUUGCCGUGUCUACAUGAUGUGCAUCCGUGGCCGAGGAGAUCUGAAAGGUGCUAUGAGGAUUAGAACACUGACCGCAACCUUGUACAUAACGCUAGAAAGGACGGGCUGCAUCCUUGCGAAACGAGACGCUCGGCCGGUUUUAUUUAGAAGCUUCGCAACUUGAAGAAUCGUUCAUUGUCUUCUUGGGAGAUUUUCCUUUUCCUUUUUGAAGCGGCGGACGAAAUGAGCCUGUUUCUGGAGAAGACCGUUCGGCUGAGAUUCCGCUCCCCUGUGCUCUUUGUUCUGGCGUGUCUCACGGAAACGGAGUUUGGUGGCCAAUGGUGUGCCCGUGCCAGAAGCGGCAGAGCGGAUUCCUGUUCUCGUACAAGUUCUGCUGCGGCUGGCAAAGAUCUUCUGUGAGACUACUGAGGGAUGUGAUGGGGGGGGUGUCUCUUAACUGGGCGGGGGGACCGCUCUGCAUAUGGGAAAUGGGUCCAGAAACGCAGUUCCGCAGGCAGAGCUGGCCGUGCAUUUUGAACUCAUGUCAGGCAGCCAAAAUAGUAUUACCGGCUUGGUUUCUAGCGUGGAGCUGCUUUUACACUGAACGCUGUGACUCAGCUGGUAAACCGAUGCACUGAAGACGAUGUAGAAGGCUCCAUAGUUUCAGUGGGCCUGCAGCGAGCGCUUCCCAAGCGAGCCCCACAGCGGGCGAAUCUGUGAGGCCCCAGGGCAUUGUUUCUUUGGUUUCACUGGCAUUUGGGCCGGAAACUUUUGACAUGGGCGAUGCCUCUAGAGACACAGCAGUUCAGGAUAUGUUCCUUGGGGUAACAGCCCGGGGCCAUGGGCUCUUCUCCGCCCUUCCUACUCCACACCCCUAGAGUGGGGCAGGGCUUAUGUUGAAGGGAACCAGAGGGAAUCCAUUUGGGGUGGACGGGAUGCUUGGGAAACGGUUGCACUGGAGACGGCCUGUUCGAACCCAUUGCAGAUCACUGUGGCUUUUUAUUGCAUUGUCUCUUCCUCCCGCCCGUGUUGUCCAGAAAUGCAGUGUGUGUUUGUUUUAAAAAGUGCCUUCUGUCUUUAGAGAAAACAAAACGAAACAAAAAAACCAAACCAAAUAUUGGGGCUGUUUGAAGCUGGGAGGCAGAAGUGUUCAUACGCCGAUAACUAUUUGCAGUAUGUAUAAAUCGGAAGAGAGAGGUCUGUAGUGUUUCAAACGAAACGGAUCUUUGCUGCGCAUGGUGAGCACUUUUUGGCGAGGCUCUAUGCCUACUGGCUUAGUAGUACCAUGAAGGCAGGGUCCCUGCACCCCCUCCUCCCAGACGGCUUCAGUCCCCCAGCUGCUGUUGGACUACAACUCCCAUCCUCCCUGACUUUGGGCCACUGUCACUAGGGAUGAUGGGAGUUGGAGUCCAACAGCUGCGGGGGUGGGGGGAGGCGAAGUCAGGCAGCUCUCUCGGAGGACAUGCCCAGGAGGCAGGACUGCGGAUUCUGGGUGGUACCUUUGGACACGUCAGAAGCACCAGUACAUCAGAACCCUAACCGGCAUGUUGGAAUCAGGGAAUCAGGGCGGGACCGCUGCUGCCCUGGGUCUGGGUUCUGCUUCCUCUUCUGUGGUUCUGCCGACAUCUCCCAUCAUCCCCGACUGUUGGCCACGGUGGCUGAGAAUGAUGGGAGCUGUAGUCAAGAGAGCCACGUUGCCAUGGGUCUAGAGUUGGAAGCAGCCAUCGGAAUCAGCAGCUACCUAAGCCCUGCCACAUGCUCGCUCAGCUUAGGACUCCUUUGCGAAUCAGCUGAAAGUAUUGCUGUAUUUCGGGCCAGUCCUUCUGGACGAGUCAUCCUAGCAGUUGCUGGAGAUGCUAGUAUUAGGGGCAGAUGGUGCUGGAGUACAGCUUGGGGCAGUUACAGGGUAACGGAAUCAGGCAGGUUGCCACUUUUUCGAUGCCUAUAGCCAUAAGCAGACUUUCAGGCUGGUACUCUAUAUACCCACUGGCAAGAGACCAUCUCCUACCAUAAGGGCAUAUUUUAUAUAACCCCUGAAUAUUACAGAUAGUGUCUGAAACGUGCCAAAUACAUUGGUAACAGAAUCAGGAUUUUCGGGCCUCAUUUCUGAUUCCGUUACUGACAUGUUUUGCGCUUUUCAGCCACUAUAAUAUUUAAGGGUUUUGUUAAAAAAAAUUAUGCAGGAGAUGUUCUUUUGCCAAUGGGUAACGAUAAUCAGUUUGAAAACUUGCUUAUGGCUCCAGUCAUUUAAAAACGGACUGUAGUAGGUAACAUGCCUUCUUCCGUUACUCUUGGAAUUGUCCCGGUUGUAGGGGACCUCUGGCAUCCUUUGCAAGGGAUUCUGGGGCUCACUUCUUGGUCACAUAGUGUCGCACUGGGCAAGAAUCACUUGCUCAUGCUGGGUCACAUGUUGGCGUUUGGGGCUACAGUUCCCAUCAUCCCCUGCUGUUGUGGACGGGGAUGCUGGGAGUUGUAGUCCAAAACCAAUAAGUUACCCCAGCCUGAUCGCUGCCGUAUCAGGCGAAAAAGGAAGUCCCUUUCUUCCGAGCGUGCCAAUGCCAUAGUGCGAGUUCUGCAGUUUCCCUGCUGGUGGUGCUAGAUUUUCUCUUGCCUUCCCGUCUGGCAGGAUUCACCUUCUCCAAAAGCCUCCUUGGCCGUGGCGGGUGGGGGACCCAAAACAAAACACCCCACCAUCCAAUCUGUGUCUCACUACUUUCCUUCUCGUAGAUCUAUGUGAGAGAUCCUUCUUUUGGUGUACCCUUUUUAAAAACAAGCGGGGUGUAAAAAACCCGACCUUCAGGUGUUAAUGAAAUCCUCUCCUGUGUUUGUGGAAGUCCAGUCUGUGUUCUGUGAAACCAGUGCCUGCCCAGGAUGACAGUAUUUAAAUGUCUGCCAAAUGAACUUUCCUACGAGGGCCAGGGCGGAACACAAGGGUGGUGAAGCCGUUUUCCUGUGUACCCGUUUGCGUGAGAAGACCAACACUAAGAGACCCACUUGAUCCAUUCAAAAGGUUUCUCGGAGGGAAAACCCAUCUCGUGUUGACCAGUUAAAGCUUGUCUUGAACUUUUGAAACUAGAGGUGGUGUGUGUGUGUGUGUGUGUGUGUGUGUGUGUGUGUGUGUGUUGAGCCUUCUGUAAUGUUUGCUGGGGGAUCGUCCAGUAUUUGCGCGCGCCCCCUCCCCAUGGGGAAGAUGCCGGUCGGCUUAGAAAUCCUGCUCUGAAACAUUCCUGUAGUGGCGAAAUGUAUUUAUUGUGUUUUCUUCGAUGACAUAUCUAAGGGUCCGAUGGGAAAAGAGGAGGCUCUGAUCUCGUCGGGGCUUUAUUCAGAGGUUCUUUCUGGGGCUGGGGGCUGCCCCGUCUUGCUGCUUCCCCAGCCCCUCAUCCUGCCUGCUGGAACGUCUUGCCUUGGGGAGCCUCUGGCUUUCAUUUCCUUGUUGUGUUUUUCUGUUCAAGAACAGGUCCGAGAAGGAAAUCUGUACUCUUCUGUCGAACUCUGGUUCAGAAAUCUAGUUUAGGUGAGCAGGCAGCCAACGGGCUCUCCAACGGGCUCAGCCCAUGUUGUUGGGUGUCUUCCUCGUCCUUCCAUGGUUAUCUGGGCUGAAGGGCUUCAGGGCUUCUCCAUCGUGGCUCCCCAGAUGUUGAUGGACUACAACUCCCAAGGACCUGCUGGCUGUUGUGGCUGGGAACAGUGGGAGUUGUAACCCACCAACAUCCGGGGACCCAAGUUUGGGAAUGCCAGCCUUAGAGACUGGUGGAUCAAAGUGUUGAGCACAUCUGUUACUGGAUUACAACUCCCGUCAUCCCUGGCCAUGGUCACCAAAGGCCCUCGGGAGUUGUAGGCCAACAGGAUCUGUGAACCCACAUUUGAGAAGCCCUGCCUUAGAGACCAGCAAGUUAAUCUGGAGUCCCCAGAUGUUGCCAGACUACAACUCCCAUCAUUCCCUGCCACAGUGGCCAAACGCCCUUGGGAGUUGUGGUCCACCAACGUCUGCAGGCCCAAGAUGGAAAACCCCGGCCUUAGAGACUGCCAGCGUAAUCCGGGCGUUCUCAAACUUUGGUCCCCAGAUGUUGGUGGACUGCAACUCCCAUCGUCCCCUGCCACACUGGCAAGGGGCUCUUGGGAGUUGUAGUCCUUUAGCAGCUGGGGAGGGGACCCAAGUUUGAGAACCUCUGGCUUAAGCCAUCCAAGGAAACCGCGGUUAACAGAGGUGUCAGAACAGACCGGCUGCUCUCUGGGUGCUCCCCAGUUAAACAAAAACUGACACACACACACUCCAGAAGUAGGCUCCACCCCCUUCAGCAGUCUGAGCUAGGCCCCGCCCACCAUGGUUGCAAGUGCCUGUGAAGGAGGCCAGUCGCCGUGCCGAGAGGCUACGAAAAGGUGGUGGCCCCGUUUGCCUGACUGCGGUAUCCGUUCUGCCUUCAUGAGGGAUAGCGCCAUGGGGGAGCAGCUGAGGCGGUGCAUGAUAUGAAGACUGCUGCUGGGACGGCCUUGGCACCUCUUGCUGUGGUUGCCUGCCUGCCUGCUCGCCCCACAGGUUGCCCAAUGGUUUCCUUUAGGGUUGCUGAGUGCAUUCAGGCUCCCGGACUGGGUCAACAGCUGUGCAGCAGGAAGCCCCCUGCACAAUAAGAGCAGCACUGCAGAAAGUGUUACGGUCCCAGGAUUAUCUCUGUUUUUAGUCUCAGGGCGUUCCCAUGUUCUUUCAGGGAUAACCACCCAGGUCAUUCCUGUAGACUAAUCUCAUCCCCCCCCCCGCCUCUUCCCUACAAAACAACUCCCUUUUGUUGGUAUCUGUGAAUCUGCCCCAUUAAGUCCUGUAGACCAGGGGUUCCCAACCGGUGGUACUCCAGAUGCGUCUAGACUACAACUCCCACCAUCCUCUGCUGUUUGUUGUGGCAGGGGGUGAUGGGAGUUGUAGUGCAGGAACAUCUGGGGCACCCCUACUGUGGGAUAUAUUUGGCACACCCGUGGGCUGUUGGGCCGUUUUUGGAGGUGGUGGUGUAAGGCUGCCGUGGGUCAGAUGUCCACCUGUGUUCCUGAUGGAUCUCUAACAUCACUCAGAGUGGAUAAUCUCCACAUUGUGCAGUUUGCAAGGAAAUGUUAACUGGAGUGAUCUUUGGAGACAGGAAGGCUCCAACUCACUCAAUUCUCUGGCUAGCCCUAUUCAGAUGGCAUCACAUUUCAGUGGGGUGAAGUGGGAAGAGAAAUACAGAGACUUUAGAGUGAUUCCCAAUGGGGACAUGCACCCCAGAAUGGGGCAAAAAAUUUCCGGGAGUUAUUUGGGUUAUUUUGUAGCCCGAUCUGGGUCUGGUCUAGAAACGGUUCGGUAUCAGGAUAGCACCAUGCCUCCUGUUCUGUGGAACAAAACUUUGAAGCUGAAACCAGUUUAAACUUCGGGGUCUGCCAACAUGCUUUUAAGCCCCACUUAGCAAAACUGAAGUUGCAAACAAGGUGAAGUAUUCCGUUACCAUUUAAAAAAAACAAAAACCCACAAAACUGUAUUAAGCAUGGCCUAAAUAUUUGAUGUGUGUUCUGUCUCGUAUGUUCGAUCUGAUCAAUUUUAUGACCUUCUUCGAACUCCAGUCUGUCUGUGUCUCAAGCGGAGUUUCCCCACCUGCCCCCAUUUUUACGUUGGACAUCAGAUCGUGACAUUCUGAGGUCGAGAAUCUAGUUUUGCUAACAGGGGAAUUCCAAACCAACACCACCUGUAAAUACUGUAAGAAUGCUUAUUUGUUGCACAUAACUUUUUUGGUAUAAAAAUAAAAGUAGAAAUGAUCUGUGGA
Hemicordylus capensis (graceful crag lizard) is the source of this 6719-nucleotide messenger RNA. Its product is annotated as vitamin K epoxide reductase complex subunit 1-like protein 1. Gene Ontology annotation, molecular function: vitamin-K-epoxide reductase (warfarin-sensitive) activity. The coding region runs from base 20 to 550 and encodes 176 amino acids. Lineage: Eukaryota; Metazoa; Chordata; Lepidosauria; Squamata; Cordylidae. Gene Ontology annotation, biological process: peptidyl-glutamic acid carboxylation; vitamin K metabolic process. The transcript has 3 exons. The record is from RefSeq and is a predicted model, not a curated record.